AUGGCCUCCGAAGCUCCCGAUCCGCGUAGCUUCGCCACUUGGGAGGAUGCCUUCCAAUACCCUGUGCCGGUUGUUCGCAAGCUCGAGCAACAGCUCCGGAGCAAUGCCAACGAGAACAGGGAGAAGCUCCGCUCAUUGGUCGGAGCGAGCUACCGUGAUCUUCUGGGAACAGCCGAGCGGAUCAUAGAAAUGGACAACCAAAUGGAGCAUGUCGAGACGACGCUGGGGUCGGUGGGACAGAAGUGCAACUCCCGGAUGGUGGAUAGGAUAGGCAAGAACUAUGCCGGGCUGUCAACAUAUAUUCGGAAAUACGACGGGGAGCGAUACGCCUUUGCCGCCCAGCUUGCAGUGCUUCAGAGCUGUCCCACGGUCAUACGUCGCAUGCUGAAAAGGCGCUCCACGCUCACUGCUGCAAAACUGCUCGUACUCUCGCGUCUCCUGCAUAAGACGUUAUCCGCGACCCCAGAUGUGCCUCCCUUUGUCGACGCUCUCCAGAGCCAGCUGGCCUCGUUACGGCGAAAGUUGCUUCACAGUAUCGACAAGCAAUUCUCCAAAACGUCGGCCGAGAUCGCCGAUAUUCUGGAAAGUAUGUGUGCUUUUUCGCUGGCCACAAGCUCCACUCCUAGUGACGUUCUGCGUCAUUUCCACCACGUCCGCCUUGAAUCAAUCACUCGGCACGUUGAGGAGGGGCGCACUUCGCAAGAACACCUGCCACGAGCCUUGAAGCUUUAUGUCAAGACGCUAAACGACACGCACUCGAUUUUCCCAAGGCGUUUGGCGGAGGCGCUAGUAAAACUAAAAGCACGCCCUCUAUUGCAAGACCAAGAAAUCCAAACAAUCGCAGAGUUGAACCUCGACAUUCAUGAGCGCUGGAUAGUCGACGAGGUCAGAAACUUUACGCCGUGGCCACGACAUGAUGAACUUUCAAAGGCGGACUCCGAGAAGCUCACGAAGACGUGGGCGAAACAAGCCAUGAACACCUUCCUGGAUAACUUGCGCAAGGUACUGGCAGACCAAGAAGAUCCAAAAGCAGUCUUGGAGAUCAGAAGAGGGAUGUUGGAUACCUGGCUCUUGUCCGGAACCCGUAAUCUUGGAGUCGAUCCGGCAAAUGUCUUGGAUGAUCUUCGUGAUGUUGUCAACGAUCAUCUGCGCUCUCUCCUCAGUAUGCGGGCAAGUCGUCUCAACGCUGUGUUCUCCGAACUAUCCGAUGCACUCACCGCAUGGCAAGAGGGCAAGGUGGAUCAGCCGAUCUCCUUGUGGGAUCCCUCCACCACUUCAAUUGACAUAACCAAUGGCGCGCCUGCAUUUAAGCAGGCUAUCGUCGAAAGGAGCCAUGGCAUUGAUUCAGUUUUACGCCGUCUCAUUGAUACAUAUGAAAUUUGGGCUCGGUCCAUCGAAGAAGCUUCUACUGUGGUCAAGGAGAUGAAAGACACAAAAUGGGACGACGAUCUAGACGGCGAUGAUGACUACGACUUCGCCCUAGAGUCGAAACAGGCUCUUCUAAGCGAAGAUGACCCACGCUCACUCGAGGAUUCUCUACACGAGGCCUUGGUAUCCGCGCAUAAGACAUUACAAGAAGACGUCGCAAAUCUCGUUUCAGCAACCUUGACAGGAGCCUCCCAAGACUCCUCUUCCAAAGCUAUCCUGAUCCUUCGCUUGCUCCGAGAAAUCAGCCAGCGCCUACUGAACCUCACCAUAUCAACUAGACACACUGCCGCAAUCUCAUCCGGGUUUCCCUCUUCUACCACGCGGCCCCUCCAUCUCUCCGUUGCCUCGGUGGUCGUGUCCGCACCACUGUCAAACUACAUGACGUCCAUGGAGAAGUUUUUCCGCUCAAAUCGGACAAGGGCUAGGGCACUGUGGGAGGGCAAUCCGCCUCUCCCAGUGCAGCCGUCCGUCCCCACAUUCAAAUUCUUAAUGGCGCUGAAUAAAGGGAUGGUGGCGUGCGGAGAUGAUUUGUGGUCUGCAGGGGCGGUAGGCGUACUAAAAGACUUUUUGACUGCUGAGCUUGGCGCAGCACUGGACAGCUGCAUUAAGUCUGCUCGGAGUAGCUCAAAGGCAGUGGCCGAAGGAAGCAUUGCCGGCGAUGAUUCCCAAACCGGUGCCGAGAAAGAUCAACCUGUUGCAGAAAAGAGCAAUGACGACGUGCAGAGAGACAGACUGACUCAUUUAUUAUUUGAUGUCUUGUACCUGCAAAAAGCGCUAGCUCAGCGGCAAGCCACGCGACAAUCACCUUUGGUGUCGCUUGAGAAUCAGCUUCGAAAUGCAGUGGAUGCCGAUGCUGCAAUGCUCGACCGUCUAAGGAAGCAGGCAGCGGAUUAUUGGAAGAGGACAUAUCUUUUGUUUGCCCUCCUCAUGUGA
Aplosporella prunicola CBS 121167 is the source of this 2361-nucleotide messenger RNA. RefSeq lists its product as uncharacterized. Lineage: Eukaryota; Fungi; Ascomycota; Dothideomycetes; Botryosphaeriales; Aplosporellaceae. Gene Ontology annotation, biological process: intra-Golgi vesicle-mediated transport. Bases 1 to 2361 code for a protein of 786 amino acids. The record is from RefSeq and is a predicted model, not a curated record. The transcript is spliced from 3 exons. Gene Ontology annotation, cellular component: Golgi apparatus; COG complex.